GUCGACAAGCAACCUUGAAUGUUUACAUGGGCGAAAUGUUAAUUCACAGUAGACUUCAAAAUAGACUUUAAAUUAAUCUGGGUGACUAAAUUCGAAUUAAAUUUUGGACGCUAGCUAACGUCAGCUAGCUAUUUAGCCCGUUAUCGUGUUUUUCGAUUAGCCUCUUUCGGCUUACUUUUCCCCCCACGAAUUAAAGGCCAUAGAUUCGGCUUCUUAUUCGUGUAUUUUGUUUAUUUUCUGCAUCGAGGAUUUACCUUUCUCGCAAAAGAAAAAAUGAAUAUUUUGCCGAAAAAGAGUUGGCACGUGCGCAAUAAAGACAACGUCGCGCGCGUGCGUCGAGACGAAGAGCGCGCGGCCGAGGAGGAGAAAGAAUUACGGCGGCGCGCAGAGCUCGCGGAGCAAGAGGCUCGGACAGCGUAUCUACGGAGGAAAUCCCGCGCGGCGCUCGAUCACACAGCAGGACAAGUGGACGAGGGAGAGACGUGUGGAGAGACCGGCAGGACUGAGCAUCUCAACCUGUUUCCUCUGGAGGACUCGUCGGAGAAGAAAGGCAACGCCGAGUACCUGCGCGAGAAGAAAGAGGAGAAGGAGAAACAGGAGCGUGCUAUUGGUCUGUUGGUGUCUCUUGGCCCCGCCCCUGGUACUGAGGCCACUCCCUGGUAUCUGAAGGAGAGAGAGAGAGACAAGGACGGAGAGAAGGAGAGAGAGAGAGACAAGGACGGAGAGAAGGAGAGAGAGAGACAAGACAAGGGCAAAAGGAAGGUUAUAAGUGAGGAGGAGAGAGAGAAGAAGGACCGGAAGUUAAAGGACAGUCUGGACCCUCUGAAGGACAUCAAAAAAGCUCUGGCAGUGAAAGACAGGAAGGAGAAAAAGCACAAGAAGAAGGAGAAGAGAGAUAAAGGGGAGAGGACGAGUGCCGGGAGCUCGAAGGAGCAACUGCGUGCGGAGCGACUGCAGAGGGAAGCGGAGGAGAGGAGACGUGCUCAGGCCCUGCUGGACCAGAGGAACGGAGUGGGCGGAGCCAAGGAUGGACAGAAGGAGUCGGAGGAGAGAGACAGACCCUACAACAGCGCAUACUUUCCAGAACUAGUACGCAAGAGAUCGAGAAGAGACAGAGACAGAGAGAUAUAUGACUUCCUGAAUUCAAAGUCCUAGACUCUCCUGUUUAUUUCGACUGAAGCUCCGCCUCCACCUGGACGUCUCACGUGCUUUAUGCUUUAAAGCAAAGUAUGACGUCCUCGACGUGAUGUCAUCAAAAAAGUGCCAUCAAGCACAAGCAGUCACAGAGACACAGGAACACACAUAACCUAUGGUUUCAUUUAUCUCUCUCACACACACACACACACACACACACACACAGUCCCCAUACCCCUGUAUCUCAUAAGUGUGUUUAUGUGAGCUGGAAUAUAAAAUCUGUGUAAAGUAUAGAUCAUUCCUGAUGUUCUUUCCUUACGUGUUUACAAAGUAUCGAUGUCUGGUUACCAAACACGAUGUCUGGUUCCUACACAGUAGUUAAGCAUUUGAAGUCUCAAAAUGUUUUCUUUUCGUCCUGCCUUCGUUAUCAAAUUUCAUGUUAAAAUUUUCCCAAAGACCUUGCUAUUAAAAAUCCUUUAACCAA
Molecule: messenger RNA, 1618 nt
Organism: Ictalurus furcatus (blue catfish)
Lineage: Eukaryota; Metazoa; Chordata; Actinopteri; Siluriformes; Ictaluridae
Gene: leng1
Product: leukocyte receptor cluster (LRC) member 1
Exons: 5
Coding region: 274-1155 (293 amino acids)
Source: RefSeq, a predicted model, not a curated record